CAAGCAGCACGGUAUAUCCCAUCAUAUCAACAUUUGGAAAUAAUAAAAUUUGCUCCAUCGAAAGUAAAAUUCAAUGAUCUCCAUAGUUACUUGCUUUUACCUUGUAUGCCAUCAGAAACAGAAAACAUAAUAAUUACAUGGUAUCGCAAUAAUGAAUUGGUAAAUUACUUUCGGCGAAAUGAAUUCCAAAUAUAUCAGAAUGGCUCUUUAAGACUUCCACCAAAUGAAAAAUCUAAUGGAAUAUAUCGUUGUUUAGUUAAUGGCACUAAAUUAGAUUUGGGAGCAAUAUUCUCAAAUUUAACGACAGUUGAAUAUCCAGUAUUAAAACGAAGAAAUGAUGCACCAACAAAUUUUACAGUCGCUAUUGGAGAAACUUUUAAAUUUGAUUGUCCGAUUAUAAGUAUUCCUAGUGCAAGCAUAUCAUGGUUUUUUAGUAAUACAUCUACAUCAUCUUUUCUUCCUAUAAAUGAUGAGAACAGCUAUAUUAUAUUAAAAAAUGGAAGCUUAAUAAUAAAGUCAGUUGAAGAAUCGAAUAAAGGUCGAUAUAAAUGUACUGCUCGGAAUAAAUAUGCAUUAAAAACCCAUCGCCAAAGUAUUCUUAAUUUAACAAUAAUAACAACAAAAUUCUCAAGUAAAUCAACGACGACGACGACGAAAACGACGACAACAAAUUUAGAAAAAAAUUCCAAUAAAAAUUCUGAAAAAUUAAUAAGAAUUUUACAAGAAAACACUUAUUAUGUUCGAUCUGGUGAUAACUUAAUAUUAUACUGUGAUACAUAUAAACAAGACAUUAAAAUUGCGUGGACAUUUUUACCAACAUGGAGUAAUAAAACUUAUGAAAUAGCAAAUCAUACAAAAACAAUAGAAAUUGUAAAUGCAUCUGUUGAUAAUUAUGAAGGAAUUUAUAAUUGUUCAACAAGAUCAGAUUUCCAAAUAUUUAAUGUUAUAGUUACAAUUCCUCCAGUGAUUGAUAACCCUUUAGUUUCGUAUGAAAAACAAAUAGCUAAUAAAGUAUCUUUAAACUGUACGGCAACCGGAAAGCCAGAACCUGAAAUAAUUUGGUAUCGUAAUGGUAUCAAAUUAGAAAAUAAUUAUACUAUUCAUAUAAAUUCAUCCAAUCUGAAAAUAAAUUCUUUCGAUGAUAAAGAUGUCGGAGUUUAUCAAUGUUUUGCGCGUAAUAUAGCUGGAGAAACAAGUUCAACAUCAUAUUUAGAAUUAAAACAAAAAGAUAUUGAAAUGUUACCAGAUCGUCCUCGUAAUGUUAAAUGUUAUCCAAUUAAUUAUCGUUUAAUGAAUGUAACAUUCGAAAGUAAUCAUCAUAUUGAAACUAUUAAUAUUAAUAUGGCUAGAAAAAAUCCACCAGAAUGGUUUGCUCAAUUUCCUCUCGAUACAACACAAAAACAAUUUUUACUUAUUCAAGAUAGAAUUAUAUUUGAACCCUUUAUGCUAUAUUUAAGGACAAUUGUAUUAACAGGUUAUAAAAAAUUUAAUAGUGGAAAAGAAGAAAAACAUGUUGAACCAUCAUUAAUGUCUGAGGGUGUAUCGUGUGCAACACAAGGGUUGGAAAUUCAUCCAGUAUUUUUUCCUAAUGGAAUAUACAUUUGGUGGUACUAUGAAAAUUCGAAAAAUAAACAAAAUAUUAUAAUUGAAUAUUUUGUAAUACAAUUUCUCAAUGAUGGAAAGAAUUCAAAAGAGGAAUCAACAAAAUUUGGUAAAGAAAUCAUUGGAACAACACGACCAUUAAAAUCAAUUGAGCGAAAAAAUAUUGAACAGAUGUUAGAAAAAAUUCCUGUUUUAACAAAAUUACCAAAUUCUGAGAAUUUUUAUCUGAACGAAGCUGAUGACACCGAAAUAACAAAUUUAAUUGUAGCAGGGAAUAUAACUGGAAUACUUAUUCCUAAUACAACAAAAUUAAUUGUCCGCAUUAUUGCAAUUACGGAGGCUAAUAAAAAUUUUAAACAAGAUUUUCGAUAUAUGGAAUGGAAAAAUAUUAAACGACAAGAAAAACAAUUUGCUGUACCAAUGAUACAAGCAAUCAAUUCACGAAGUAUUAAUUUUCAAUGGGAUGAACAGUUAAUAGCGAAUAUUUCAUGCGUUCGUGUGUGUUAUCAAAGUACUAACCUUAAUGAGAGGUGGAUAAAUGGUAAAGGAGCCUGUCAAAACAUACAAACCAAAAAUCCUAUAUUCACAAUUGAAAAAUUGAAACCUAAAUGGUCACUAGAGUUUACAUUCAGUGAUUGUGAAACGAGACAUACAUAUGGCAGUAUUAGUGAAAUUGUUACCUUAGCAGAUCCUCCUGGUCCAAUAUCAAAUUUUAGAAUAUUUAAAAAUGAUGGUUAUAAAUUAACAUGGGAUCAACCAACAAACCCCAACGGUAAAAUUGUAGCUUAUCUUAUAGAAUGGACUGUGAAUAACUCCACAACGUAUCAAGCUAAUGUAACAGCUAACGAAAAAUAUUUUCAAUUACCCAACAUAACAGAAAAUAUUAAUAUAUCCGUGCGAGCAUACAGUGAAAAUUCGCUUGGCUUACCAAUUUAUGUGGAUUUAAGCAAAAACAUUGAAAGUAUUGAAACUGAAAAAAAUGAUUAUUUUGAUCCUGUUAUUGGAAUAGCAAUCGGGCUAUUUUUAUCAAUAAUAUGCGUAAUAUUCUUUAUUUUUUUAUAUAUUAAUCAAAAGAAAAAUUUUAAAACACGCUUGGCUUCGCCGUCGUCAACAACUAUCGCACCGUUUCCACCUAUUUCAACUGGAAAUAUAUCUAUAACAGGAAUAAAUGGUUCUGAAAUUGGAACUCGACACAAUCGUAUUUCACCUACUAAAUCCUUAAAUAUUAAUCCAACUUUAAUUAAUCGAAAUUUAAAUGCUGGAAUUGAAGCAAACAAAUUAUCUAGUGAACAGGAUUGUAACGAAUAUCAUGAAAUGCAAACUUUAAUACCCCACCAAUCAAAUUUAAAUGUUAUUAGCUCGAAUGAUAGAACCACUAUACUAACACCAUUAAGUGAUAUUUUUCCAGUUCCACAUAAUGGCGAUGCAAUUGCAUAUUAUUAUCGAAAUGGUAAUAGAAAUGAUGAUGAACUUGAAAACGAUGCCUGUCCUGUAGCGUUAUGCAGUUCAACACCCUUACCACAACGUAGUAAAUCAUCGAAUUUCAAUACGAAUAAAUUUUUAGAACGAAAUAAAACUCCUUCAAUAAUUCCAAUAUCUUUCAAAAAUAAAAAUAAACAGAAAAUUAAACUUAAAAAUCACAAAAUUAAUAAAACAAGUUCCUCACCAGAUUUCAAUACAAGUGAAACGUACUUCGAACGGAAAUCAUUAGACAAAAAUUAUGUAGAUAUGGACAUCAAUGUCACACAACCCAUAAAUAAACCAAUAGCAAUAUCAAAACAAAAUGGUUCCAUUAAAAAUACCUUACCUUCAUCAAUACCUAAAAAUAAACAUUCCAAAACAUCAUCUGAUGUAGCGUUAUGUAAUUAUAAGGAUUCGAAACAUCCUUGUAAUAAAAAUUCAGAUGUAGAGAAAAUACAUUCUAUAGUAGAUUCCAAUUACAAUACAACUCCUAUGGAGAACAAUAGCCAAUAUAAUAAAUUAAUAGAAGAUAAUAAUAGUUCUUGUGAUAAAAAUUUUAGCCAAAAUUCUACAAAUAACGAUAGUAGUAAUAUAAGUAAUUGUACAGCAACAACAAUAUUAAAUUCAGAAGAUAUUAGUAACGAUGGUGGAGGUGGUGAUAACAAUGGUGUUAAAGAAACAAAAAAAGAUAUUUUAGGAAUCGUUAAUAGUGAUACUUGUAGUAGUAAAGUUUCUAUUUACUUAAAAGAAGAUGGAAACGGUAUAAGUAAAGCUGGAUUUAACAAAACAAAUUUAAGUGUAAAAGAAAUAGAAAAUAAUUUAAUAAGAGUUAAUCGGAAUUACAGACGGCCUAUUAUUGACCCAAACGGUUAGCUAACAAUUUUUCAUUUUGGAAAAAAUUGGAAAUUUUUAUAAAAGGUUGUUAUUAAACAAAAAAAAGAAAAUUAUUUUGAUUUGAUUUUUUUUUUUUUUUGAUUUUUUAAUCAAUUAAAGAAAGAUUCAUUUUGUUUUUAAGAAAAGCAUUAGAAUUUAUAAUUUUUUAAAAACUAAAUUUAACUAUAUAUAAGUAUAUAGGAAUAUAUAAUAAUAUAUAAACUCUUUUUUAAUAAAUUUAAGAAAAAAAAAUGAGGCUCUCUCGAAAAAAAAGUCGUUUAUGUAAAAAUGACUUUAUUUUAAAAUUAUGUUAAUAACGAAUAUAACGUUUAACACGCACGAACUAUUCUUUUGUAAAAUACUACAAACUCUUGAAUAUUUAAAAUCGAAAAUUUUUUUGUGCUUAAAUGUAAUGCUAUUAAUUUCUUUUUUUUUUUUACAAAUCUUAAAUACAAAUACUAUAAGGAUUGAAGUUAUUUCAAAAAAAAAAAUUUAAUUAUGUUUAUUAUUUAAGCCAAGGUGAAAAUUUUUCAACAAUGUAGCUAUUCAAACUAUAAUUUAAAAUGUGUAAAAAGUUAUUAAACAAAACCAUUCCAAAUAUUAAAAAUUAAAAAAAUUAAACAAUGUAAGGGAUGAACUUUAAAAAAUACUUAAAUUUUCUAUUAUCUAAUUUUCAGUCUAAAUUCUUACUGAAUAAUAAUUACAUUUACUUGUUACAAAAUAUUUAAUAUCAUGUUAUUAAAAUAUAUUAUUAUAAAAAAUAAGUUCAAAUUUAUGCAUUGUAUUGUUUUCACCUUAUUUUUUUUG
Condylostylus longicornis is the source of this 4743-nucleotide messenger RNA. RefSeq lists its product as uncharacterized. The coding region runs from base 106 to 3936 and encodes 1276 amino acids. The record is from RefSeq and is a predicted model, not a curated record. NCBI's taxonomy places the organism in Eukaryota, Metazoa, Arthropoda, Insecta, Diptera, Dolichopodidae. Gene Ontology annotation, molecular function: protein binding. The transcript is spliced from 13 exons.